Nothobranchius furzeri (turquoise killifish) is the source of this 1906-nucleotide messenger RNA. It is a transcript of the gene mrpl9, whose product is annotated as mitochondrial ribosomal protein L9. Gene Ontology annotation, biological process: translation. Gene Ontology annotation, molecular function: structural constituent of ribosome. Gene Ontology annotation, cellular component: mitochondrion; ribosome. NCBI's taxonomy places the organism in Eukaryota, Metazoa, Chordata, Actinopteri, Cyprinodontiformes, Nothobranchiidae. The record is from RefSeq and is a predicted model, not a curated record.
GAGGGGUCCUUUUAAAUCAGACAAGCGACGCGAGUUACUUUUUUUCAGUAAAUCCGCUCGUUGCUGUUGUUAGUGUAGGAUUGACCUCUGGAGAAAUUAAUGUAGGUGUCGCUGACCAGAGGUUAUCGUGGACCUCUGAGGGAGUUGGGUGUGUUUGUGCCGCCGUAGAGAGGUUUGUUCCGCGGGGACUAACAUGUGGAGCUUCGGCCACCGCGUCCUUCAGGAGCUGCUCAGGCAACCAGCGGUCCGGAGUUUCUCUCUGAGUCCUGUCCAGUGUACAGUAGUAGUGGAGCGAUGGUGGCAGGUCCCUCUGUCCAAAGAGGGCUGUCCACCAAGGCUGAACCCUCGAAGACACAGAAUCUACAAACUGGUGGAAGACUCCAAACACACUCCGACUGAGAAGAUGGAGCUCAUUCUGACUCAGACUGUGCCGAAACUCGGUGGGCGAGGCGACACCGUACUUGUGAAGAAGUCUGUCGGCCGUAAUAAGCUGCUGCCGCAAGGCCUGGCGGUGUAUCCGUCACCAGAGAAUAAACAGAUGUUUGCCGAGGAGCUGAGACUUCUGCGAGAGGGACGACCAGAGGAGAGAGCUCAAACCCGAACAGGACUACUGACAGUGGAGUUCCUUAAAAACGCCAAGCUGAAGAUCAACCGAACAACCUCUGAUGAGUUCCAGCUCACUAAAGAAGUCGUCUGCAGGCAGCUUGAAAAACAGUGGGGACUCAUCGUGCCGCUCCAUGCUCUGAAUCUUCCAUUUGAGCCAAUCAAGGAGUUGGGCGACUUCUGGUGUGAAGUUACUGUUAACGGCCUGGACACAGUUCGAGUCCCCAUGUCGCUGCUGCCGUAUGAAGACCCAUCUGCGAGUUACCAGAAGCUGCUGAAGGCACGGCGGAAGCAGCAGGAAGCUUCAGGUUUAUUAGAGGCUGAUGAGGAUUCUGUUGGUGAUGCAGCAGAGGUGGAGGCUGGUGGAGACUCUGUGAGUGGAAACAAUCAGACGACACAAACGGCUGCACCAAGCGAAACCCCGGAUGAAAAAUAAAGGACUCCAGAUAAAAAAAAUGAUCAUAAAAAUAAAACUGAAACUAAUUUUCCUGUGAGAUUUCCGAGUCUUGUGACAAGAACGGUGCAAAGUCACUGCUAAUGCUUCUAAUCGGAUCUUUUUCUGCUUCAUCUUUGGCAGGUCGGUAAUAAAAAAAACAUCUAAGGAAGCAAGAAAAUUAAAAAUGUUUAUUGUUUUUUUUUGUUAAACCACACACAACACAGGCACAAGGUAAACAAAAGAGGUGUUUGGAGCAACACUUAAAUACGUCAGAUUAUGAAUUUGGAAUGUUGAUACAAAACUGCAGUUGUUGUGUUUUUACAUGUUUUCCGUCCCAAAGCUGUGAUCAGGUUCAACCGAGUGUGUAAACGUAUCCUUACUUACACCAAAUGUAAAUAUGACGUUUGGAGGUGUUUGUAAAAUGCUACCGGUGUUGCUACAGCAGACUGAACGCCACAGGAGGGUCAUCUGCUUGUUGCUUUUGGUAAAAAAUAACUUUACAAUCACAGAGUUCAUAUCUGAACACAUGAAGGUGAAAAUCCAGGAUGAGGUUCAGAACAUGCAUUCAGGGAAUCUGGAGUUGGACAAAAUGAGCGCACAUUCUGAACUGCUUCACCUAAAUAAAACACCAAAGAUAGAGGGGGAAAGCUAAUAAAGGUAGAAAUAUAAGAUACUAGCAUUCCUAAUAAAAUUAGCAUUUAGCUCUGCCUAAUCGGUCACUCGUGGCUCAACUCAGCUAAUGAAACAGAAUUUUUCACCUGUAUGAUUUAUUUGCUAUAAUGCUGCAUAAUCACCAGAAAGUCGUGUUUGGUUCUCUGGUUGGUUUUCAGUUACAGAAAUAAUAAAAUAUCAAGUUUUCAGCAUCAU